Messenger RNA from Bombus pyrosoma, 6317 nucleotides. RefSeq lists its product as uncharacterized. The transcript is spliced from 13 exons. The record is from RefSeq and is a predicted model, not a curated record. NCBI's taxonomy places the organism in Eukaryota, Metazoa, Arthropoda, Insecta, Hymenoptera, Apidae. Gene Ontology annotation, cellular component: membrane. Gene Ontology annotation, molecular function: glutamate-gated receptor activity. Bases 3179 to 5038 code for a protein of 619 amino acids.
UCAGUCUAACCUUAUCGUAUAGAUAAAUAUUUUUCUGUUAGCUGUGUUGUACUAGAAUAUAUACAUGUAUAUAGAUACUAUAUUAUUAUAAUAUGCCUUUUAAAGAUAUUGUAUGCGUAACGAAAAUAAUAUAACUACGAAAAUGGAGAUUACUUUCUCGUAGAUCGGUUUAAUGUUGCGUCAAGUUCAUGCCUUGUCGUUUGUCAUUUAAAAAAUAAUUAUAUGCUGUUUUAUGUACAUAUUUAUUUAUUUCUUACGAGUGAAAGAAAUGAAAAUACACGUUCUUUGUUAUUAGACAAUUAUCUUUUUCUAGUAGUGCAUUCACAUAUCUGCUUGAUGAUGAACAAAAUUUAUUUAAUUGUGAAGAUGGUAAGACGAAAACUUCAAAACGAUUCGUUAUAAAAGAACUUUGCAGAAUGGUUUUUUAUUUUACGAGAUAAGCAUAAAGUCGGUGCCAAAACGCAGGUAGUUAAAUUUGCAUAAUGUUAUUUAGAAUCCAUCUUAUGUAAAAUAUGGUCAUGAAAGGAAUGAGAAACAAGCACGUAUUGACCUAUUACGUUAUAUUCCGCCGCAUUACCAUCUAUUUUAUCGAAAUUUUUCUACAAUAAAUCCAGAAGUACGAGCAUCAGCCUCAAAAGUAAAUCAAACCUUGAUGCAGGGAAUAACAGUGACAGUGAUAAUCCGGACAAAUAUAUAGGUUGACUUAUUCAGAUUUUUUCUAUCGAUACUUGACAUGCGACGUAAUUUUUUGAUGCUAUCUGAUUUCUUUUAAAGAAAUUAAAGAAAGAAUUUUCUUCUGUUUUUGUCGCAAUUAAUUUCAUUAGUACUUUAUUGCUACUUGCGAUCUAAAUCGUUCCAGCUUUGUUGAUGUUUGCACGUGUGUGUGUGUGUGUGUAUGUAUGCCGACGAAGAACUAAGUGGUUCGAAGGACCAGUCUCGUUCGAAGGAAAAAACACUGUAUGUAAUUGACUAUUUAAUAGAAAUAUUUACAAAAUACUAAGAACUGUCCAGUAAUCGUGCCUCACGUUGCAUAUAAUUAUUCUGUAUAAAUUAUCUUGCGCGAAUGUUCUCUCAGUUCGAUGUACGGAUGAUUCCAACGUAAACAAUUUCAACCGUUCUGACUGCCUUGAAUGUUUUACAGAUUCUAAUGACGAAAAGGAAGAGAAAAUGGCCUUGACUCCUUCCUUCCAUAGCCAAUUUCAGGAGGAUGGGUGUCGGGUGCAAGCGAUAUUGUAUUUGAUAGAUGGCGUUUUGACAGUUUAGGGGAAUUUACAUGGUUCCGUUUGCUCAUGGUCACUGAGUAUCGUUACAGUAACUUAUACGUUUAUCACAAAAACACAGCAGAUACUCGGAGAUCCAAUAUCCAAAGGUUGCGAGUUUAGUACACUAAAAAAGAAAUAUUUAUAGUAACCUUGUCGAUUUCUAGCUGCAAAUCAUACUUGUCGUAAUAAUCAUUAUGUUAUCUUACCGUUUCCGAUAGAAUAAACAGUAAGUAAUAAUAAUAAAUAAUAACAAAAAAAAAGCAAAAUCAUUUACUGUAUCUUUACUAGUACCAGUACUGUCAUUCUUGCGUAAUUAAUUGAAGGACUUUGCUUAUCCCGAUUUUAAUACCAAUGACCUUUAAUAAUUCGCUUCUGAAUCUUCGUAUACAAAAUUUAAUGUCAUUUAAUAGUACUUUCAUAUAAGUAGAAAAAAUUGCUACUAUGCAAAUGAAAUGUAUAACACGAUAAAAACAUUUAAUUAUCUGGAAGAAAAAGGAGAUAAUAUUUUGUACGACGCAUAUGUAAUAUAUUGCUUAACUCCGUAUUUUUUAUUGCCUUUUACAGAGUAAAAAGUCAUAGACAUUCUUAAUAGCUUCACGAUAACAUAUUUAAUGAUAUAUGUAGCUAUCAAUCGAUAUUUAAUCCUUUUAAAAUUGAAUUUUUCCUAGUCCCUGGAAAAAAUUUUUUGCCGGUUGGGAGCUCAUAGUAAAACCUUGUCAAAUUUUUCGAUUUUUAUGGAUAAUAAUAUAUUCUACUAUUGGGCUAGCAAUUACCAUCUAAUGACAAAAUCCGCAAUCACUUAGUUGCCAACCCAAUAGUUACGUAGUAAGUCACAUCAUAGUAAAAAUAUCAUGGUAAUAAUAAACUUGCUGUUGUAUGAAGAUUCAUCAUUCUUGCUAUGAAUCUUCAACUAUUAAUAUAUUAAUAAUAUACGAAGAAGACAAAAUUUUAUUAUUAAUUUAAAUUUCAGUUUUAUCGAAAACAAAUACAUUUAUCUCGUGUAAUCUAAUACAUAUAAUCUAAUAUGUUUAAUUAGUUGACGGUUUGUUGGAAUACAAUUAAACAACGUAUAACAAUUCAGAAUUUACUUUCACCUUUAAAAACAUCAUUUUACUUUAUAUAUAUUUCAUGAACAACGUGCAAGAUAUGAAAAACAAAGGAAUGCCACGACAGAGGAUAAUAAAGAGAAAGCUUCGAGGAACGAUAACAAAGAAUAUUCCUCAUAACUAAUAUGAAAUGUUACUUUGUUAGAUUAUCUUGUCAUACACGAGACAUCGAUGAAUACUUAAAACAUCGUCAAUUAGACAUCAACGAAGCUAUAAGCUUUGAAACUCGUUCAUAAUUAUGUGUUUUGUGUCAACCAUGAGUUGUAAUUCUGUUUACACACUUUUUUAUCGCCGUUUUUAUCUGUCGUCAAACCGCACCCUUAAUUUACGUUUGUAUACAAUAGAGCACUCAAAUUGCACGUAUCAUCGUGUUCAGAAGCUUGUGUAUAUAUUUACGUCACCCUCUACGUCGAAUCGUACUCCCAGCAACCCGAGAGGAGGUUACACUCAGGCUACGUUGACACAGAGAACUUGGCGAAAAAGAAAGACGACGCUGGACUACACGGGAAACACACGAUUUGGAGAUUAAACAAAGUGUUUCCUUGCCUCGUGAAAGGAUUUGUGCUUCCUCGGGAAACGCCAUGAUUAACUCUUAAUGCUCCGACUUUUAAUUGUGAAUAUCAACCGGCAACUCCAACUUAUUCUCAUCAUACGUCGACUUGCAAGUUUUUAAGUGUCGAAUUUUAAAGAGUAGAGCGCCGCACAUCGGUGAUGCUAGAGAGGCACAUUUGUAGAGUUAAAGGUUAAGUUGCGCGCGAAAUUAAUUAAAUGGCGGGAAUGCUUCCGUAUGAAUAAUUGUACGAGUUCAUUAUGAAGGUGUAUUCGUUGAUUUACACAUUUGUAGCGUCUAUUUUUAUAGUGAUGGCUGAUAAAAGAAAUAUCUUCUUAUCGAAGGGAAAAUCGUGGAUUACGGAUGAGUAUUUUACGAAACUUAUCAAGUUGUCGUUUACUUCUUCUGGAUGCUGCAACGUUUUCUUAAGUGAUACGACCGAAGAUUCAGAAACAUUGUUCAGUCAAUUCAGAAGCAUCUAUCCAUCCAGUUACCUAUUGAAAUCGAACACGCACGACUGCCACGAAUUCUUUUUGUUGGGAUCAAGUGAAGAAGGAAUCAUGGAGUCUAUAAAAAAAAUACCGUUGCUACAGUGGAAUACAGAGAUUCUGAUUAUAGUGAAUAACGAUAUUUCCAAUGAUUCUCGUCUAUUGAAUAAUUCUGUGUACGGAAUUGCAAAUAUAAAUAUUGUCUCUAUGUCGGGAAUGUGGAUACUAUCAAAAGACUACAUAAAACCGCGAGUCUUUACUAAAGUUGAUAGAUACAAGGAAAUCCAAGUAAACGAUAAGGUAAACUUACAUGGUAGAGAAUUACAAGUCUGCAGCGAUUAUAUUCCUCCUAUGACGUAUUUAAACCAUACGAUUCAGAAAACGAUUAAUGGUGUACAAGCAGAAGUAUACACAAUGGAUAGUGAUUUGGAUUGGGACGGUAUCGAAAUGCGGUUGUUUCUAAUAAUGGCGGAAAAAUUGAAUUUCACGUGGACUUUGAGAAAACCAGAGGGAAACUACACAUAUGGAUAUAGAAUCAACGACACAUAUUGGAUGGGCGGUGUAAUACAAAUGAUAUAUGAUCAGAAGGUAGAUUUAGCGUUCGCCGGUAUUUGGCUAAUAUUGGAUCAAGAAACAUUCGUGCAGUUAUCCGAACCUUGGUACCAACUACAUAUACAUUUUUUGGUACCUCGCCCUCGUCGAAUCACAGGCUUUUUGGCGCUCAAAAGACCAUUCUCAGAAGAAGUUUGGUUCUUACUCUUAUCUGCAUUGCUCCUACACAGCUUCUAUACAUAUGUUCGGGCUUGGAUUGAUCCCAAAUUUCCCAAACGAUAUCGUAAUUUUCUAAUUAUCCUAACCGAUCUGGUCGGCUGUUUACUAAGCAUGUCGGUACCAAAGAGUGUCGGAACCACGACGCACAAACUACAGAUUCUUUUCUGGCAGACUGCGGGCUGGUUAAUAAUUGUAGCUUAUUGCAGUAGCCUUGCAGCUAGACUUUCAAGUUCAGAGUACGAGGACAGGAUCGAUACCAUCGAACAAUUUGUUCAAGCAAAUUUGCAAUGGGGACAAACAGGUCAACCACCUCCGUUCGCCGAUUUCUUCGACCUCACGAAUCCACAUGCAGCGCAACUGCCGAAUAGAUAUCGUCAAGUACAAAAUAGUACACAGUUAAAGCAAUUCAUUAAGCAAGGUAAUUACGCUAUACCGGGAAAAAUAAUGGACACUUAUCUUUUUCCAACCGACUAUAUAUCAAACGAAGACUUAAAGAAUUACAGGUUGAUGAAAGAACCUGUGGGACACUUUUAUGCUGCUUUUGCCGUUCAACCAUGGCUUCUGAAACCGAUAAACAGGAUCAUUCUCCGGAUAAAGGAAACCGGCAUCAUUAUAUGGCAUUUGCGCGAUGUUAUUCGCAGACGGGAUAAUUAUAAUCUACGCGAGGUUCUCGUGGAGCACGAUAAGUACGAUGGACACGUCCAAGUUCUCGGAUUGAUGCCGCUCAGCGCUGGAUUUUCCUUGUUACUCGUUGGCAUGUCGAUCGCAACGUUUGUAUUUUACUUGGAGUUGAAACGCACUGCUAAAACUGUCUCUGUUCGCGAUCGUCUUCGCGAUAUCGAUAAAAAACACGAUGCAUAAAAAUUCGAUUUCAUAGAUAACACAGUCGUAAACAUACAUACAAUAAUUUUAUAUCAUUGCUAGAUCAUUGUACAUAUAAAGCAAUCUCGUCGUCAAGUUGUUGACAAUUCUAAUGUUCACAAAAAUGUGAAAUAUCUCAUCAAAAGAUUAAUAAUCAUUAACAAUUUGAGGACGAGAUUUUGUUGCCAUUUCUCGACCAAAUAUGUAUUAUUGCAGCAAUUUGUACGUUUAAGAAUUUAGAAAGUAAAUUGUAAUCUAAACUGCGAAACAUUGCAUAUUAUUAACCGCUGAAUAUCAUUCAUGGAACACUGAGCAUUGUACAUAUAUGUAUAUGGUACGCAAACACAACCAGCGUAGAAAUAUAAUGUGAUCGUGCAGUAGCAUAGUCGUGAUUUGAAUACAUCUGCUUACCAAUGAUCCAUGAUUCCAAUAGAACAAAAUGAACCAUACACAAUUCAAUAAAAUAAUAUAAAACAAAAAAUGUUUUGCUUCCAUUAUUUUCUUCUAAAAUUUUAGAAAGAAACUUAGCUAAUAAAUAAAUUAAAUAAUAAAAAUAAAACAAAUAAUAAAAAAAGAAAGAAUAAGCUAAUAUUUGAAUACUUCUAUGAAUACAUGCAUAUAUCAUGGAAAAAAAACGUUUUGAAAUUACAUCAGCACGGUAGUAAAAGCGAAUCUGAGUAUGUAUAAAUAAAUUACAAGAUGUUGGUAUACAAGUUACAACAUUUAGUGAGAAUUCUUGUUAACAAUUUAUGAUGCCCAUCUUUGCAGUCCAAAAGUUAUCUUACAAAACGUGAGAUUUCAUGUAACAUUCGUAAUACUACAUUUUUUUUUUUUUCAGUGGAUCGUCAACACACGAGCAUCACCCAGCGAAAUUCCGUGACUUUUCUAGUAAGCAUAGCUAAGAGUCCUUCACAUCUCAAAUGCAUGAAAGUACAGUAAAUGAUGUAUGGUGAGCGAAUAUGCUGAUUGGUCAUUUUCUUGCGUUGAGUGAAAACCAAUCAGCGUCCGUAUUUCGGAAUCUCCGCUUUGGACCUAAACGUCGGAUCUGCAGUUUCGUUUGUGUCGUUCAAUAGCGAACAUCAAGUAAGAAGUUGUUAGAUACCUGAGAGAGAGAGAGAGAAACUCUCUUUAUUAGAAACAAUUGGUAUAAUCUUGUUCGUGAUUUCGAAUCUUCCCCACCAGACAUGCUCACUGGAAGUGGAACAUUCGAAAAGAUAGCAGCCUUACCUGAUUCAACAACGUCUUAAAACUUUCGUGAAGACAAAAUCAUUCCAUUAAC